This is a messenger RNA of Durotheca rogersii, 4648 nucleotides long. RefSeq names its product tetratricopeptide. Bases 330 to 3941 code for a protein of 1203 amino acids. The transcript is spliced from 3 exons. Gene Ontology annotation, cellular component: Cdc73/Paf1 complex. Gene Ontology annotation, molecular function: RNA polymerase II complex binding. Lineage: Eukaryota; Fungi; Ascomycota; Sordariomycetes; Xylariales; Xylariaceae. Gene Ontology annotation, biological process: regulation of DNA-templated transcription. The record is from RefSeq and is a predicted model, not a curated record.
AUCUAAUCCAUCCCCCCUUCAUCAAUGGCUUCCUAUCAACGGCAUCUCUUUUAAUACUCGCCGUAACAACGCAGGCGCCCUUUUUUCAUGUCAUCUGCCCCCCGCUGCCUACUGCCCCGGUUCUUUAGGUCCCUCCCACAGUCGUCUCCAGCCGGAGAUGACUUCUGGAUAUCUCGAGUCAUUCCCUUGUUUGUGACCUCAUCGCGUGUUUCCCGUCCCGUUUUCAUCGUGUACUCCUGGUACCAUCGACCGACCUAUUUCCGCCGUUAUCCCCGCCUCCCUCGCCGAAAUCCUCUCGCUGUCCUCGGCCCCUAUUUGCCCCUCCUACGAUGGCCGCGACUCGGAACGGCCACGCGAAUGGCGCCGCGGAUGGCGUCGCGUCGUCCGUACCCAUCAGCAAGCGAUUCUCCGACAUCCCUAGCGCCAUCGAUAUCCCGGUCCAGGGUGACCAAGAAGAUGAGGCUGUCGAGAUUGAUUUGGAAGACCUCGUCGAUGACCCGACCGAGCUAUGUACACUCUUCGAGAACGAGCGUGCGGCGCGUACCUAUUGGAUGACCGUUUCCCUCGCGUAUGCGAAGCAAAAGAAGAUUGAUCAUGCGAUUGAGAUGCUCAACCGGGGUGGAAAUGCUAUGCAGGACAACAAUCCCAAGGAGAGGCUUAGCAUUGUCACCUGCCUGUGCUGGAUGUACCUCUGGAAAAGCCGCGAAGCCCCUCGGGUCGCCCCCGAGGGGACCCUCCUCUCGGACGCCAAGACCAAAGAUUACUACCUGCAACAGGCCACCUCUUCCCUGAACGAAGCGUCGCGCAUUAAUCCUGCGUUCCCCCCGCUCUUCCUGGCCCGCGGCGUGCUACAACUCUUAAAAGCGUCGCUCCAGGCGCCGUCGAAGGCUCCGGGAUCCGGCCACAUCGAGCAGGAUAAAGCCGAUCUGCUGAAGAGCGCCUUGAAGGCAUUUGACCAGGCGACUAAAGUCUCGCAAGGCAAAAACAUGCUGGCCGCUCUGGGGAGGGCCAGGGCCUUGUUUGGACUGGGGAAUUACAAGGAAGCCCUCGAGGCUUACCAGGGUGUCUUGAGAAGGAUGCCCGACUUAGUGGACCCCGAUCCUAGAAUAGGCAUUGGGUGUUGCUUCUGGCAGAUGCGGCAUAAGGAGAACGCGAAGACGGCCUGGGAGAGAUGUCUAGAGAUCAACCCGGACUCGAAAACCGCCAACAUUCUCCUGGGCCUUUACUAUCUAGAUGCGAGCGGCCGCGUUCCUACGAAUAGUCCCGAGUUCAUCCGACUUUACAAGAAGGCCAUGACCGAGUACACCCAAAAGUCCUUCAAGGUGGACAAGAACCAACCGUUGACAUGUGCGACCUUCGCUGGCUAUUUCCUGUCAAGCAAAAACCUCUCCCACGUGGACUCUCUGGCCAACAAGGCCAUACAAUACACCGACGUCAACGCGAUCGCAAGUGAUGGCUGGUAUCUACUUGCGCGGAAAGAGCAUUUCAACAGCAAUGUUGAAGCGGCCACCGACUACUACCGCCGAGCAGAUGAAGCGAGGGGCGGGUUGGAGAGAGGCUACCUGCCUGCCAAGUUUGGUGUUGCUCAACUUUCCGUCUUGAACAACGAUCUGGGCGAAGCGAAGCUGCGACUCGAGAAGAUUAUUCAGUCGUCUAACAAUAACGAACGGAACUACGAAGCCAUGAUCCUCCUGGGCACAUUAUACGCCGAGGAAGUGUUCGCAAAUCUGCAGACCGGCGCCAAGGAAAACAAGACCGCGGAAAUGCGCAAGGCUGUCGAUUACCUGGAGAAGGUUAGCGCAGCCUGGAAGGAUCCCCAGAAGAACUUGUCGCCGGAUCCGGCGAUUCUACUAAACCUUGCGCGCCUCUACGAGAGCGACCAGCCAGACAAGGCCCUUGAAUGUCUCCUGCAGGUCGAGAAGCUCGAGUUGGACCAAAUUCCGUCUUCGGAAUACCCGGCUGGAAUCGAGGAUGAAGCGGCUCUACGCAACGCCUUGCGCAAAAACCUCCCCCCACAGCUCUUGAACAACAUCGGAUGUUUCUACUCCCAAGCUGAGAAUCACAAUUCGGCGAGUCAAAUGUUCGAAGCCGCCUUGGGCUCUUGCAUGCGAAUCGGCGAAAAGGGCGAGGACAUAGACACAGACGCUCUGGUUACCACCAUCAGCUUCAACCUCGGCAGAAGCUACGAGUCUCAGGGCCUCACCGACCAAGCUGUUGAGGUGUAUGAGAAGCUAGUGGCACGUCACGACGACUACACAGAUGCCAAAGUGCGACUGGCAUAUAUCAAAUUGCGCAAGAACCCGAAUAAAGAGGGGCCAGACACUGUCGCCAAGUUAUACCAGGAGAACUCGUCUGACCUCGAAGUCCGCGCCCUGUACGGCUGGUAUCUCGGUCGAAUGAGCUCUCGGAAGAAGUCGGGCAAUGUUAACGAGGACCCUGAGCUACGCCAUUACAAACACACCCUCCAAAACUACGACAAACAUGACCGCUACGCACUUAUGCGCCGAGACACCGAGCAAGAGAAGCAGAAGCGCUCAGCAGGGUACACCCGCGCCGUAGAGUUCUUCGAUAAAGCGCUGCAACUGGAUCCGAAGAAUGCUCACGCAGCCCAGGGCAUCGCGAUUGCGCUUGCCGAGGACAAGAAAGAUUACAGGACCGCGCUGCGCAUACUCCUGCAAGUCCGAGAUACUGUUAAAGACCCCAGCGUCUACGUCAACAUCGGACACUUACAAGCAGAGCUGCGUCAGUUUUCGCGGGCGAUCGAGAGCUACGAGAUUGCGUUGUCAAAAGAGGGCAAGGGGAAUGAUCCAAGCAUAUUGGCGUGCCUCGGCCGGGCGUGGUUGAAUAGGGGUAGGCAGGAGCGAAGUCUGGAUGCUUACAAGAACGCGCUCAACUUUGCUAAGAAGGCGCUUGAGGCCUCUCCGGACCAGGUCCACUUCAAGUUCAACGUCGCGUUCGUUCAGAUCCAGCAAGUUCAGCACAUUAUGAAUGUGCCCGAGACCCAGCGCACGCUCGUCCAGCUUGAAGAGGCCUCAGAAGGGCUCGAAGCCGCCAUCGUUGGCCUUGACGAGCUAGCUACCCACCCCCAACCGCCAUACCCAAAGGCGGAUCUCGAGCAGCGAGCUAACAUGGCUCGCAAUACGCAACGCAAACAGCUCGGUCGACAAAUAGAGAGCCAGAAGGAGUAUGAGGAGAAAAACAAGGAGAAGCUCGCCGCGGCUCUAGAACAGCGGCAGGCAGAAUUAAAGCGUCGCGAAGAGGAGCGUCAGAAGGCUAUUGCGCAAGAGCGAGAGCGACAGGAAAAGAUCCAGAAGGAACGUGACGAGAUCCUUGCUCGUGAUAGAGAGCUUGCGGAACAGCGAGCCGAAGAAGAGAGGACACGCCAAGCUGCCGAAAUGACUACGGACAGCGAGACGGGCGAGAAAAUUAAGAGGAAGCGAAAGCCAAAGUCGAGCGGCGAGCCCAAACCUAAGAGUCGCCCGAAGAAGAAGAAGGAUGACGGCGACGAGUCCGAGGAGGAACGUCAGCCAAAGAAGAAACGCAAGCUCGCUUCUAAGAAGGAGUCGGCGAAGUACAAGUCGGCGGAGAUCGUAGUUGAUAGCUCUGACGACGAUUACGACGCCCUGGAGCGUGCAGAAAGAGCCAUUUCGGGUCGCCGCUCGUCUCCUUCGGACGGCGAAGACGCAUGGAAAGCCGACAACGGGGACGGGAUGGAUCUAGACAAUACUGCGAAGCAGAACGAGGACGAGGACGAAGAUGAGGAAGUGACUACCACCCGCGCGCCCACCAAACGCGCCCGGCGCGGCAGAGUCUUAGAUGAUAGUGAUGACGAAGAGGAUGCGGAACGAAGAGGGCGCCACUCGAGCCCCAACGGCCAUUCGAAUGUGGGCGGGGCCGAUACCAGUAUGGCAGAUGCAGCGGACGACGACGACGAAGACUAGGCCAACCAGCCGUUGUAUAAUAUUGGUCGACAUGUAUAAGGUAUGCGUUUGAUAUCAGUUUGCCCUCCAGAGGUCUGUUUUUACUACUCACAAGACUGGAUGAAGAUAAAGGCGGACUGCAAAACCCGCUCGUAGAUCAAGGAUGAUGCCGGUGCCCAUUGGACUGUCCGCAUAGAUGAGAGAUGUUGGUCGACCCUCGGACAAUCAAACUCGAACUAGCUCCUGGGCAACGACAACCACCGACGCAAUAGAGCAGUAAAACGACGUAGCGUAUCCCGGCGCAAUUUACAGCUUAAUAUAUAUAUUACUAUGUAGCCAGUUGACUGUUUGUUGGGCACCGACGUUGAUAGUCGGUGUGAUGGCACUAUGACUAUGUUGCUAGUUAGCUAUAUAGCUGUACGGUUUCCCCCUUUGCAAGGGGGACGUUGUUGAGCGAAGCAAGGGAGCCACUGAAGCGUAUAGACGACUGAUUGCCUGUACGAUCUGCUUGAAGGGGGAAGCGAAAUUGCUGUAUUAGUCUUUCGAGAGAGAUUGUCUGUGUGUGUGUGCUCGCUCGCGAAUGGGUCAUAUUUGCCACGUUAGAAUACCGGCAUACUGUCAAGGGAAGGAUCGCGACAAAAUUUCCAACGAUAAUACGAGUAGGUAAAUAGAUCGUUGACAUUAGGAAGAUUGCGUCAAGACCGAACUAGACCGAGUAAUAUACAUAU